AUGGGCCUUUCCGGGUCCUGUGGCUGGGCUGCCCGCGUCUCCCCAAGACGUGGACUCCAGGCACCGACCGCAAGGAAGGGCGAUGAGACUCCUGCUACGUUGCUCUCUCUCUCUCCCUCUCUCGCGCGUCAAGGCUCAGCCCUACAAACGCCUCAGCUCGCAAGGGCCUGUGAUUGGCGCGUGUCCGCGAAGGCAGUCAGCUGGCCAGCAUCUAAUCUCUCCGCAGAUGUCUAUCCCCCGUCGUCUGCCCCCCGGUUCGCAAGCUCGCACUGCUCGCACUCGCAGGAGGACGUGGACGGAGCCGACGGCGGAGGAGGCGGUGCAGCAGCAGCAGCAGCGACCAGGGGAUUCGUACCAAGCUGUGCUGUGCUGCGCUGUGCUUUACCCCCGUGCGCAUUCGCACAAUUCGCGGCCGUACUGUAUUCCCUUGUCUCGGCGCCGUAA
Messenger RNA from Colletotrichum tamarilloi, 444 nucleotides. RefSeq lists its product as uncharacterized. The transcript is spliced from 3 exons. The record is from RefSeq and is a predicted model, not a curated record. The coding region runs from base 1 to 444 and encodes 147 amino acids. NCBI's taxonomy places the organism in Eukaryota, Fungi, Ascomycota, Sordariomycetes, Glomerellales, Glomerellaceae.